AUGAACGAGCUGGAGAGGACAAGCCAGGAUGAGAGCCCACCGUAUCCCAAAUCCGAGACGCCGUAUUCGCCAUCCACUCCAGAGAUUGUCGACCAUGAGGCACUUGGCAUUGACUUCGCCGAAGUAGGCGUUUCCGGACCCGAUGGGGACACCCGGGCGCGAGUUGCCGACAACGGCAUGAUCGACAUGUGGCUGACAGUCGACGUGGAUAAGCCUCUGCCCCAGUUGCCUCUACUGGCACCACCACGACGUGUUCGUCCCCUUUCAGUCAACGUUACGGACUGUCCUCGUCUCAACAUUGUCAUCUUCGUCGUCGGAUCCCGAGGUGACGUUCAGCCAUAUCUGGCUCUCGCGAUCCGGCUUAUUCAAGCGAACGGACAUCGGGUGCGCCUCGCAACCCACAGUGCAUUCAAGGACCUCGUGCUUGCAGGUAAUGAACAUCUGCGCGACACCAAGUAUGGCGACCUCACAGGCCACCUUGAGUUCUUUGACGUCGGCGGUGAUCCCAAGGAGCUCAUGGCGUUCAUGGUGAAGAACCCAGGUCUCAUGCCCGGGUUCGAGUCGCUAACUAACGGCGACAUCUCCUCCAAACGUCGCAUGGUCGGCGUGAUGCUCAAUGGCUUUGCUCGGUCCUGUUCCGAACCAGACCAGGCGAGCAACGUACCGUUUGCAGCCGACGUCAUCAUCAGCAAUCCGCCGUCGUUUGCACACGUUCAUGUGGCGGAGGCACUCGGUCUGCCACUCAUUAUCUCCUUUACCAUGCCGUGGUCGCCCACGUCACGCUUUCCCCAUCCGCUCGCCAACGUGCAGCGCUCAAAUGCUGGCGAGAGCGUUACCAACUACUUGAGCUACGCCCUUGCAGACACUUUAAUGUGGCAGGGGCUGGGUGACAUUGUCAAUCGUUUCCGCGUGAGGUUGGGGAUCAGUCCGUUGUCCGCUCUUACGGGUCCAAUGUCCACCGAACGUCUCCGCGUGCCCGUAAUCUACGGGUGGAGUCCAAGCCUGCUUCCUAAACCAGACGAAUGGCGGGACAACAUUGACGUCGUGGGGUUCCUCACUAUGCCAACAACAGUGUCUUAUACUCCAGACGAGAAGCUGAGGGCUUUCCUGGCUGAAGGGCCGCCGCCAAUCUACAUCGGCUUUGGGAGUAUCGUUGUCAAGAACCCUGAUGCGCUCACACAUACAAUCCUCGAGGCAGUCAAGAGCACAGGGGUACGCGCACUCUUGAGCGCAGGAUGGAGUGACCUCGGAGGUCUUGACAUUCCUGAAUCCGUGUUCGUCAUCAAAAGUGACAUACCCCACGACUGGCUGUUUGCCGACGGACGCGUGGCAGCAGUUUGUCACCAUGGUGGAGCAGGGACGACAGCAGCUGGGCUGCGAGCUGGUCUACCAACAAUCGUUGUGCCGUUCUUUGGAGACCAGCUCUUUUGGGGCAAUGCAGUCGCCGCGGCGGGCGCGGGUCCUCUGCCGAUCCCGUACAAGAAGCUCACCGCCGACGCGUUAGCCAAUGGCAUUCAAGUUGCGCUCUCCAACCCCGCGAGGUUGGCAGCUGGAGCCAUCGGCGAGUCCAUCCGCGCUGAAGACGGCACGCAGGCUGGGGUUUCCAGCGUUCACCGCCUGCUGCCCCUCGAAGCAAUGCGAUGUGACGUCGACGCAAGCCGCGCCGCGCAGUGGUGGUGCAAGAAGCAUUGGAUACGGUUGUCCAAUGUGGUGGCAGGCGUCAUGGUUAGUAGGAAAGUGCUCAAGUGGGACGACCUGCGACCACUCCGUGUCAUGGAGUACGAGACCGGGCGCGUAUUCACGGAACCCGUCACGGCAAUGUCAGACUCGUUGCUUUCUAUAACAGCGACUGGGAUGAUCGGUACUGCUCAGCUCUUGAGCAAGCGACCACACAAGGGGCUAAAGAAGCUUACAUGGGGCCUUCUAAAAGGAGGUGGCGACGUGACAAACGCGCUGUACCAAGGCGUCGACAACUUGUCAGGGAUGAUGGGCACACGGGUACGCCCACGCGCACUUGUUUCGGGGUUCGGAGAAGGGGUGUGGGAGGGGUCCAAGGGGCUAAUGUACGGCCUGAUGGACGGAGUGACCGGCCUCGUCACUGAACCGAUAGACGGGUACCAACGAUCAGGCAUCGGCGGGGCGGUCGCAGGCUUUGGGCGGGGGCUUGGCAACCUGUACUGCCGGCCAAUGACAGGCAUGCUUGGCGUUAUCGUCCUCCCAACCCAAGGGGCGUACCGCAGCAUCCGCACGGCCAAAAAGAAGGGCGGGCCACUCACACCUGCACGACGUGCAGAGAGCGAGAACGCUGCGGCCGCAUUGACUUCUGAUGAGGCUGGACGUCUUGUCGUGUCCUUCUUGGACGCGACCCAGUUCGAGCGCACCAAGGUCCGCCGCGACGCCGAGCGGCUGAGGCAGAAGGAGCUCGCAAUUGCAAACGCGCAUGAUGACCUGACACCGGAAGAGAUGCGGGAGAUGGCGACUCGAGACUGGUGGAAGCAGGCCAUUCCCCCACCAAGACCAGAGCGCCACUCUCGCACACUCAGCAUGUCGGAGGAACCCUCUGGAAAGUAUCUCACGCUUCUCGACCAGAAGGUUGACGCGCUGAAAGGUGACAACCUUUGCGCAGACCUGAAGGCUAGUGAAUCAAAACUCCCAAGCCCUGUGCCUCCUCCCCUACCACCUCGCAAGAAAGUGUAG
Cutaneotrichosporon cavernicola is the source of this 2697-nucleotide messenger RNA. RefSeq lists its product as uncharacterized. The transcript has 10 exons. The record is from RefSeq and is a predicted model, not a curated record. Gene Ontology annotation, molecular function: hexosyltransferase activity; UDP-glycosyltransferase activity. The coding region runs from base 1 to 2697 and encodes 898 amino acids. Gene Ontology annotation, biological process: carbohydrate metabolic process. NCBI's taxonomy places the organism in Eukaryota, Fungi, Basidiomycota, Tremellomycetes, Trichosporonales, Trichosporonaceae.